AGAGACAAAUGUAUGAAUAGUUUAACCAGUAUAUGCUUGAGGGGCUAGUGUGUUUUUCAUUCCUGUUAGUGGUGGUGUGCAGACCCUUAGUUUACCUUUUAAAGGUGCUCUCUCUCUCUAGUUCAUUAUCUAAUUGAGGAACAGUGUAUGGUAUGACAUAUUCAGAGUAAACACUAGUGGUGAUAUGAUCAUUCUGGGGCAAGGAGAGUUAGAGAAUUAUAGUUACAUUUUUAAAGAUGAAUACUAAGUAUUUUUUAUUGCGUUAACAUUUAUAAAGUAUCUCUAUCUGUAAGAGAUUCUGGCCUGUCAGCUAUUUUUGUUCCUGUCUGUCUCUUGCUUUCACUGUUUUAUGAAAAGAGCCACAAAAAGGAAGGAAGGAGCGAGAGUGUCACAGAACGACAGAGAGAGAAAACGAGAAAAGAGGGGAGGGACGGAGGAAGAAGUGAAGGUGAAAAUGGUUCGGUGGUUCCACAGGGAUAUCUCUGGCGUGGAGGCUGAGUCUGUUUUGAAGAGCAGAGGCGUCCAUGGCAGCUUCCUGGCCCGACCCAGCAGGAAGAACCAGGGAGACUUCUCUCUCUCUGUCAGGGUGGGUGAGCUGGUGACCCACAUCCGUAUCCAAAACACAGGGGACUUCUACGACCUGUAUGGAGGGGAGAAGUUUGCCACGCUGUCCGAGCUGGUGGAGUACUACACUGCAGAGAACGGGAUCCUGCAGGACAAAGAUGGCACCAUCAUCGAGCUCAAAUACCCCCUCAACUGCUCCGACCCCACCACCGAGAGGUGGUAUCACGGACACCUGUCAGGCCCCAACGCAGAGAAGUUGCUAUGGGAACGGGAUGAGCCAGGCACCUUCCUGGUGCGUGAGUCUCUGUCCAAACCUGGAGACUUUGUUCUGUCUGUUCUGACUGAGGAGAAGAGCAAGGCAUCCAGCGGAGGGAGGAGGGUCUCACACAUCAAGAUCAUGUGCCAGAAUGACCGGUACACGGUGGGAGGCAAGGAGAUGUUUGACACCCUGGCUGACCUGGUGGAGCACUACAAACGCAAAGGCAUCGAGGAGAUGUCUGGAACCUGGGUGCACCUCAAACAGCCCUACUUCUCCACCAGAGUGAAUGCAGCAGACAUUGACAGCAGAGUGAGGCUGCUGGACCAGACGGCGGAGAGAGAGAACGAGGGAGACAAGAAGAGCAAAGCAGGAUUCUGGGAGGAGUUUGAUGCCCUUCAAAAGCAGGAGUCGAAGGUGAAGAAAAGCAGAGAAGAAGGGAUGAGACCAGAAAACAAAAGCAAAAACCGAUAUAAGAAUAUCCUUCCCUUUGAUGAGACCAGGGUCAUUCUGUUAUCUGGAGACCCCAAUAUCAUUGGCUCAGAUUACAUCAAUGGCAAUUAUCUGACAAAUAAGCUGCAGGAGCCUGGUGACCAGAAGGUGUACAUUGCCUGUCAGGGCUGCCUUGCAACAACUGUCAACGAUUUCUGGCAGAUGGUGUGGCAGGAGAACACAAGGGUCAUUGUCAUGACAACCAGGGAGGUCGAGAAGGGACGGAAUAAAUGUGUGCCAUACUGGCCAGAAAUGCAGGACUUCAAAGACGUGGGGCCGUAUGUGGUCACCAAUGUGUCUGAGAGAGAUGCCACUGACUACAAGAUCAGGAUAAUGGAGAUCUCCCCUCUGGACCAGUCGGACUCGGUCCGUACUAUCUGGCACUACCAGUACCUGAGCUGGCCUGACCAUGGAGUUCCCGAGGAGCCAGGAGGGGUGCUCAGCUUCCUCACUCAGGUCAACGCAAAACAGGACGAGUUCCUCGACGCCGGGCCUAUGAUCAUCCACUGCAGUGCUGGAAUAGGCCGAACUGGCACCAUUGUGGUGAUCGACAUGAUCAUCGAGACCAUCAACACUAAAGGUCAGGACUGUGACAUAGACAUCCAGAAGAGCAUCCAGAUGGUGCGAGACCAGCGGUCAGGCAUGGUGCAGACUGAAGCCCAGUACAAGUUCAUCUACCUGGCCGUCUCUCAGUACAUAGAGGCCUCCAAGGUCUCCAUGAUGGCCUACAACAAGGGAGCUGAGACAGAGUAUGGGAAUUUGCAGUUCAAACACAAGCCUGCCAGCCGCCAGGUCUCCAAAAACAAGGAACAGGAAUUGUAUGAAAACCAAGCCAAAGGAAAGAAAGACGUGAAGAAGCAGAAAUCAGAGGAGAAGAAGAGUCGCUCAGUGAGAAAAAGAUAAAGGAAGAGAGGAUGAGAGAGCUGUGUCCUGAUCAUUUGAUAUAGAAUUUGAUAUGAAGUUUUUAUUUUUAAAGAUUUAAAGAGUGUUUUUUUAUUUCAAAAUAUAAAGUUGAUGUCUGUGAUAGAAUUAAGAUUAUAAAGCAAAGUACUACUAGAUUUGGGCCCUGGGCCCCCUGCACCCAUGCACAUGGUAAUGGAUUGACAUUUUUGCUGAGAAUAAAGGCUCAGAGUAA
Messenger RNA from Coregonus clupeaformis (lake whitefish), 2447 nucleotides. Its product is annotated as tyrosine-protein phosphatase non-receptor type 6. Gene Ontology annotation, biological process: protein dephosphorylation. Bases 350 to 2215 code for a protein of 621 amino acids. The record is from RefSeq and is a predicted model, not a curated record. Lineage: Eukaryota; Metazoa; Chordata; Actinopteri; Salmoniformes; Salmonidae. The transcript is spliced from 16 exons. Gene Ontology annotation, molecular function: protein tyrosine phosphatase activity.